Molecule: messenger RNA, 6525 nt
Organism: Hipposideros armiger (great roundleaf bat)
Lineage: Eukaryota; Metazoa; Chordata; Mammalia; Chiroptera; Hipposideridae
Gene: B3GALT2
Product: beta-1,3-galactosyltransferase 2
Exons: 2
Coding region: 815-2083 (422 amino acids)
Biological process (GO): protein O-linked glycosylation
Cellular component (GO): Golgi membrane
Molecular function (GO): N-acetyl-beta-D-glucosaminide beta-(1,3)-galactosyltransferase activity
Source: RefSeq, a predicted model, not a curated record
UUCGGUUUUUCGUCCAAAUUAAUGCAAACAAUCACGUGGGAUUCAGCCAAGCAGUGACGUUCAAUUCUGCUCUGUCAGAGAGAGCAUCUGUCAAGCCCACAUUUAAACUGCCGCCUGCCUGUGCAGCAGCUGAGGAGCCCUGGGCUUCAUAGGAGACUAAAACCCCAGGAAAACUGCUCAAAAUCCUUCCUGCAGCUGCCAGGCAACGACGAGAGAGAGUGAAACCCUGCUCUCCUCCACCACAGCCGAAGCACUCCAUUCUAGCUCUGGCUGCUUCACGCUGCAGCCCCGUGUUAGUACUAGAAAUAUGGAUACUGAGAAGAGAAUACAGCACUGCAUUGUCCGGCCAGGAAAACAGCAGAUGUAAAAAGCUUCAAUGCAUCAACUGACGGGAAGGGUCCACAGUGCUCCACACAGAACGGACAACUACAGCUCUUUUGUUUAAAGAAAGAGAAAAUGAAAGAAAGGAAGAGCUGCAGAAGCCCAGGACCCCUAUGAAGAAGGGGGGUGUCUGGGAGCCACGCAGACAGACGGACACCCUGCACGCUGUGAAAAGCAAUCGCGAGCGGCAGACUGCUGGGGGCUGUACGCAUGUUCGAUAGCAUCUUUCUGCUGAAGUGAUGGCGUGCCCCAAGUACGUUCACUGGGCUUAGUCCUCUGCACACAAAUGGCCUGACCAAGGAAGGAUGACUGCAAGGAAGACAAUGUGACCGAGUGAGAAAAUGGUCACCGAGGAACAGUGCUGAGUCGGCAGGAGCAAAGCACCUGUGCAGCCCCCGUCAGUGUCUCAUCCCCGCUCCUGGAUAUUUACAACAUGCUUCAGUGGCGGAGAAGACACUGUUGCUUUGCCAAGCUGAGCUGGAAUACCAAGCGGUCCCUGUUCCGCACCCAUCUCAUCGGGCUCCUUUCCCUCGUGUUUCUUUUUGCCAUGUUCUUGUUUUUCAAUCAUCAUGACUGGCUGCCAGGCAGAGCUGGAUUCAAAGAAAACCCUGUGACCUACACUUUCCGAGGAUUUCGUUCCACAAAAAGUGAGACAAACCACAGCUCUCUUAGGAACAUUUGGAAAGAAACAGUCCCUCAAACUCUGAGGCCUCAAACAGCAGCCAACUCCAACAACACGGACUUGUCGCCCCCAGGAGUUACAGGGCUGGAGAAUACACUCAGUGCCAAUGGGAGUAUUUACAAUGAAAAAGGUACUGGACAUCCAAAGUCUUACCAUUUCAAAUACAUUAUCAAUGAGCCUGGAAAAUGCCAGGAGAAAAGUCCCUUUUUAAUACUACUGAUAGCUGCAGAACCUGGACAAACAGAAGCCAGGAGAGCUAUCCGGCAAACCUGGGGCAAUGAAAGUCUAGCACCUGGGAUCCAAAUCACGCGCAUUUUUUUGUUGGGUGUCAGUAUUAAGUUAAGUGGCUACCUUCAACGUGCAAUACUGGAAGAGAGCAGACAAUAUCAUGAUAUAAUUCAACAAGACUAUUUAGAUACCUACUAUAAUUUGACCAUUAAAACACUAAUGGGCAUGAACUGGGUUGCCACAUACUGUCCACACGUUCCUUAUGUUAUGAAAACUGACAGUGACAUGUUUGUCAACACUGAAUAUCUGAUACAUAAAUUACUGAAGCCAGACCUGCCUCCCAGACGGAACUAUUUCACUGGUUACCUAAUGAGAGGAUACGCACCAAACCGAAACAAAGACAGCAAAUGGUACAUGCCGCCAGACCUCUACCCAAGCGAGCGCUACCCCGUCUUCUGUUCGGGGACCGGCUAUGUUUUCUCUGGCGAUCUGGCAGAGAAGAUAUUUAAAGUUUCUCUGAGCAUCCGUCGCUUGCAUUUAGAAGACGUAUACGUAGGGAUCUGUCUCGCCAAGUUGAGAAUUGACCCUGUGCCUCCUCCCAAUGAGUUUGUGUUCAAUCACUGGCGAGUUUCUUACUCAAGCUGUAAAUACAGCCACCUAAUUACCUCUCAUCAGUUCCAGCCUAGUGAACUGAUAAAAUACUGGAACCAUUUACAACAAAAUAAGCACAAUGCUUGUGCCAAUGCAGCAAAAGAAAAGGCAGGCAGGUAUCGCCACCGUAAACUACACUAGAAGACAACUUUUCUUUUCCAAUGUGCAAUCUGUAAAAUAUUGCUAAAAGCAUGUAUAGUUAAAACUGAUUACACCCAUAGAACAGGUUUUAGUUAAAAUCCACCACAUGAAAGAAUUCCAAAAAUAUUUCUUUUCAUUUCUGGAGAAUUCUUAAAAAUACAUUAUAUGACAGAGAGGUAUCCUGAAAGAAUCUAUACAAAAACUGUUUAAGGGGAUCCUGUUUAGUAACAUGCAAUAACAAGCAUGCAUACAUCAAAGGUUCAAGUCUUACGUCAGGGGCCAGUAAGAGGUAUUUGCAUAUAUUUUCCACAUAAAUUUUCAUUUCAGAAAUGGGGGCAGUCAAAAGACCCCUCAUUUUAGAUUGUUUCUCAUUUCGAUAUAUAAUUAAAUGUAAAUAAAACAUUAUUGUCGAUUUUAAGGAAACUUUGUAAUUGUGCAAAGGACAAAUUUUCUGACCUGACUAUCUUAGGGUUCCAAAAUCGUAUUCCAUGCAAUAAGAUUUAGCUGAGUUAUUCCAGAAACACACUUACAAAGUUCAGACGUUUCAUCAACGCAGUACUCACCUUAAGUAUUUACUUUUUAAAAGCAACUGAGAUACACAUUUUCUUUUAUUAAUACAUAUAUCGGGGGAAAUUAUUUUGACAUGACGUGAUAAAAUGUGAAAAAUCGAUGUGUCUCAGGCUCAAGUUUUUAUAAACGCAAAAAAUUAAAUGUUUCAAAAUAGACAAAUAAGUUUCCUCGUUGGUGUUAAAGGCCAAGCUAGUAUUUCAAUGUGUUAUUCAAUUAGAUCAGUUACUGCAGCCUUAAGGAGUACCACCACUUAACUCUUCAAGACUAUCUAUAAAAACAUAUCCUGCUUCUCUAACUGAAGCAAAAGUGACUACUUACAGGCACAAAGAGAACGUGCUGUUGAAAAAAGAUAAAGGAUAAAGAGUGCGGCAUCAGUUUCACUCAAUCCAGCUUAAAGACGCAUGGCUGCCAAACUGCAACAUACGGGAAGUUUAUUUCCUGACAGCAGGUGUACACAUGCCAAUACUUAAUCAUUUUAUGGCACCUACUUCUUUCUCUGAGUGCCAAGUUUAUAAACCUGCACUUUUUAAUUUGGUAGGUGACAAAUAUUCUGCAUCACCAAUUAAAAACCUUUCUGGGGGGGAAGGGGGAAACUACAAAUGUUAAUGAACACUUGAUUCUAGGAUGAACAAUGUAUACAAUGCACUUUUAUCAAGUUUUUAAUAAAAAAGAUAAAGGAAAAUAUUACUGAGUGUUAUGGUACAAAUAUGUCACAGUAAUUUUGUUUGGCUCCAUUACAAAUUUAAAAAUCAGGAAAUACUAUAUCCACUAACCUUAAAAUAAAAUUUUUAUUUCAUACAAGUAUGUAAAUUUAUCAAUCUUAAUUUAAUCAGGAUGUUACUUAUCCUAAUUUUAAUACAAUCAUUUUUAUCCUUAAUUCUGAGGAGAUAUUGCAUCAAAACAGACCUGUAGCAUUUGAUAACAUUCAGAAUCACGGGGACUGCUUAAGUACUGAUUAUUUCAUACACUGAGUUCUAUUCAUACUCAAGUUUAGCUCCAAUUUUCAAUUCUUCAGUCUAAAUGUCCUAUUCUACAUAGAGUAAUUCUGAGCGCUGAGCUACGUAAUACCUCCAGCUCAUUAGGUCUGGUUUUCACUUAAUUUAUUCCAUAUGAUUACAAAAAGACUAAACUUUAAAAACCAAAAUUACUAAAUAAAAGUCACACAUAAGAGGACAAUACCAAAUUAGGUAAGUUUGAUGAAAGACAAAAGGAAUUCACCCCUCAGUGUGCCUCUCUCAUUUGUACCUCCAAAGUUUAGGGGGAGAAAGGUGUAUGUUGAUCCCUGUGUACAUGCACAGGUACGCACACAGAAAGCCCAGUGCUGUUUGUCCAGGACGUUCUAUGACAGUAUUUUCCUUCUGGAAAAAUUCAAGUGUAAAAGUUGACUUAUGAAAGCACCCAUUUCAAAUCAUUUUUAUAUCCCUGAUAAUACUAUCUUGAAAACUAAUGGUAAUCUAAUGAUACUCCGAGUUCUCAAAGAACACUAGAUGAAAUAAUAGUUUCUUAGUACUGCUGAAAAUUCUUAUUUUAAAAUAAAUAUCCUACUAUUAAUCGAUAUUUGACCUUCUACUCAACAAUAUGCAAGCUGAUUUCUUCAGCAAAAUAUGAAUUUUUAUAUUGCACCUUAAAAUGACAUUUAAACAUUUCACCAAAUAUUAAUUGUGCUUUAUUUAUGCCCAGUACUAUGGUAUUUUUAUUGUAUAUGAAAAUGUAAUUUUAAAUGACAGCAUUGCAUUUCGUCAAUAUUACAGAAUAUUAUUUAUGCAUAAAGUGUUAUUAGAUAUUUUAGAAGACAAAAAUAACAACUGUCAAUACUUACACUACUUUAUUUUGAUCAAGAUUAUACAUGAUGAAAUUCAACUUCCAUUAAAUAAUUAAAAUUGUUCACCUCUUAGUAUACAGCAUAAUCAUAUGUAAUCUCAACUGGAAUACUGUUAAUAUCUAUCAACUGAAAGCUUUAUAAAACACUACCAACGGCAACAGGAGCUGUUCACUGACUGUGCACACACUGUGUGCCUGGUACUUGUCACAGCCCCUUAUACACACGAGCUCACAUAAUCCUUAUAGAUAACAUGGGAUAGCGAGGACUCAUUCCUGCGAGAGGUUAAGGAAGACCCUAGGACCACACAGCUGGUGAAGCAGCAGGGAUCCAUUUCGAAGGCCACACUCUUAACCAUUAUGCUCUUCUGCUGUGUACUUCACGUAAUGACACCUAUUACAAGGUAUAAAAAGCUAAGCAAAAAUGGCCUGUCUUCUAUUCUCCGCCUGUCCUUCACUUUUGGCCGGUGAAGGCUUCCUCCAGGCUGUCUACCAUUUUUGCGUAAUGCAGGGGUAUCUGAUGUUAAGUGCAAGUACAGAGAAGGGAAAGGAGAGAAGAUCUGAGCCCUCAGUUACUUUUUCUUCUCCUUUUCAGCAGACGUCUGGUGCCCAGGACCUUAGAAAACCACUACGCAUCACUGCUUAUCUCUGGCCCCUUCGGGCACCCAAGACGCAUCUGUCAACAACAGGCGGGCGACACUUCAACAUGACAUAAGGUGCUUCUUUUGAAGCACAACUGAUCGUCUUUAACAGACAAAGUUUUUACCUGCUCUACUAGUCAGUCACUACUAUUUUGCAGCAAAGUGGUGAAAUCCUCUGGUCUGGCUGAUUCGGAUAUUUUUCCCCCAAGUUUUUACUGCUUAACUACAAAAUUUGACUAUUAAAUUAACACAGAUUUAAGAAGCCAAAUUAUACCCCCCCCCAUACAUUUCUAAUAUGUCUCCCAGAAUAUCAGUGUAUUACUUAAAUAUCACUCUCAGAAGACAGGUUACACACACCCAAUACUAACAAGGGGGCAUCCUGGGUUUCAGGAAGAAACCUACCACUGCACGCUCCAUCAACACAGAUGCACAGCACACACCCUCAUCCAAGCACAGUGUCAUCACAAACCUUACUACUCUCAAGAUACAAUUAGUCAGAGGAGAAAGAAAACAUUCCUGAAUAUACAGAAAUUGUUUCCUCUCCCUUCAUACAGCAUGGCUACACUAAACAGCGCUAAAUUAACUGCCUCCAUCUGUUGUUAAUCUAAUUAUUUCCAUUUCCAACUGACUCCUACAGAUUCCAAAUGUGACUCUCACUUUAGACAGUGUCCUGAGCAGCGAAAAAAAAUGCAAACAGAUCAACAGCAUCAUAAAAAAUAUCAAGUGAUUCAAGUUCAAUGAUUCUUGAGCUGAAAUAUAACUACAGAAAAGGGAAAAAUACAUAUUUACUUAUAUAACAUCCAACAAAUCAACUAAUUAACUCAAAGAAUAAAAAGAACUCACAAAAUCGGUCAAAACCAAGACUAUCAUACAGAAACAAGAGUCUUUUUUAAUUAUUAAGUUUUUAGUGUGUGUGAACAGAAAUCACAAAAUGAUUACAAAGUUAAUAUGGGGAAAAAGCAUCAGCAGCUAAGAAAAUCCUAUUGAAAAUCAUGAUAAAGAAUUUACUAUGAAGAAAUAACGAUUUUGGUUAGUACUGACACAAGGACCAGGUUGGCACUUAUAUCAAGAAAAAGAAUUAGACCUGAUAGAGACUCUCACGUUUAUAGUAAACUGGUAUGAGCAAAUUAGAAUUGAAUAUUCCACUAUUCAAUAUAAAAACUAGCUAAUGUCCAGGAUUUAAUGUUUCGGAUUCAGGUUAAGUCCUUUAUUACAAAAAUAACUUCCAGUAGAGCAAAGUAUGUACAAUACUGUACUAAUAAUUAUCAAACCUAUUACAUGCUAGGAGGUACUAUUAAGCAUUUUAGUGAGGGGAUAGGGGAACUAUUUUAUUGCUUACAGAGUUAAAAGAAAAUGAAACAGAGCAAAAACUCAAGCAGAAAAUGAUAAACAAAAUACUAACUUCUACAUAAA